AUGACCAUCCCACCAAAGCCUUUGCUCUUUGCCCUCCUCGGUUGCCUCUGCUUCUGCAGUUCAGUCCUAGCAGCUCGUGAGCUCGGUGAUGACUUAUCAAUCACGGCGAGACACGAGAGCUGGAUGUUACAAUACGGCCGUGUGUACAAGGAUGCCACAGAGAAGGCUCAACGGCUUAAGGUGUUCAAGGCCAAUGUCGGGUUCAUUGAGUCCUUCAAUGCCAAGAACCACAAGUUCUAUUUGGGAGUCAAUCAGUUCGCUGACCUCACCAACGAGGAGUUUAAGACGACAAAGGCUAACAAGGGAUACAAAUCUAGAUUCGAGAGGGCUCCCACGGGAUUCAGGUAUGAAAAUGUGAGUUUGGAUGCACUCCCCGCAACAGUAGACUGGAGGACCAAGGGUGCGGUCACUCCCAUCAAAGAUCAAGGCCAAUGUGGUUGUUGUUGGGCAUUUUCUGCCGUUGCUGCAACUGAGGGCAUCGUCAAGCUGAAAACUGGCAAGCUUAUCUCUUUAUCGGAACAAGAGUUGGUAGACUGUGAUGUCCACGGUGUGGAUCAGGGCUGUGAGGGCGGGCUCAUGGAUGAUGCCUUCAAGUUCAUCAUUUCAAACGGUGGCCUGACCGGUGAGUCCAGCUACCCAUAUACAGCAGAAGAUGGCAAAUGCAAGAGUGGAUCCAAAGAUGCCGCCACCAUCAAGAGUUACGAGGAUGUACCAGCCAACAAUGAAGGUGCCCUCAUGGCGGCUGUCGCGAACCAACCUAUUUCAGUAGCCGUCGAUGGUGGUGACAUGACGUUCCAAUUUUACAAAGGUGGAGUGAUGACUGGUUCUUGCGGCACUGACCUAGACCAUGGUAUUGCAGCUAUUGGCUAUGGAAAGACGACUAAUGGCACAAAAUAUUGGUUGUUGAAGAAUUCGUGGGGGACAACAUGGGGUGAGAAUGGGUAUUUAAGAAUGGAGAAGGAUAUUUCCGACAAGAGAGGCAUGUGUGGUCUUGCCAUGGAGCCUUCCUACCCUACUGAGUAG
Molecule: messenger RNA, 1023 nt
Organism: Triticum turgidum subsp. durum (durum wheat)
Lineage: Eukaryota; Viridiplantae; Streptophyta; Magnoliopsida; Poales; Poaceae
Source: the annotation of a GenBank genome assembly